GUCUUAUUUACUUUAACCGUGACAGCUAGCAUACAGCAAACUUAGCUACCUGUCGACAUUACUGAGUUAAUAGCUUUGUUAAUUCGGCGUUAUGGUAAGGAAAGCCUCCAGAGGUGUUAGAAAGUACAAACUAAAACACAAACCCCGCAAGAGGACUCAUCAUCAGCCCCGUCCAACCAGGACCAUCAUGACCCGCAGCCAGGCUAACAUCCGCGGCAGCUUCUUCGACAGGCUCCCGGCAGAGGUGUUCGACAUGAUCCUGGAGAAACUGUCUGUGAUGGAGCUCAGUGUGUUCAGCAUGGUGUCCAAGGACAUUACUAAAUACAUUGUGGACCACAUCUCCACUCUCGCCUGGAAGAAUAAAAGGAUCAUUCAAAACUUUCACAACUCCACCUGCAUUGAACAGAGAUGCACUGUUGGACACUACAGAGACUUGGGAUUGUUGUUCAAGAGAUGCACCCUGUUGCUACCAACAAAGGACAGGUUGAAGUUUAUCUUUUGCAGGUUGUCAGAGAUCCCCUGCUUCCUGUUUGGGCAGUGUUUGGAACCAGACUGCAUUGGCUUCGACUGCUACGGAGUCUUCCUCCAGGCACUGAUCGCAGGGUGGGAUGAGCUGGAGUGCCACAGAGUGUUCAACUUCUUGUGUGACCUCACAAAUCUGAUGCCAAAAAUAGAUGCAGUCAUCACUGGAAAACCAGGGGUGAGGUGUUACCAAAAGCUGCAGCUCCGUCUUUACUGCCGCAGAGUUCUGUUGGACCCGUGGCUGAACCAGCCUGAUUGCCAGUUCUGGCUAAUGCAGCUCCUGAAGCCUUGGCCCAUGGUCAGCCAGGCACAGUUACUGUUCAUGCUGUAUGGACCCCUGCUGCCUGAGGGCACUCUUGGCUUGCAGGAUCUGGUGGAGAGGGGGCUUCCUCGCAGUGCUCUGUGGGACCUGGCCAGAGCCAUCCUUAUGCUUUUCGGACAACUAGAAGUCAAAAGCCAGACCACCUAUCCACUGCUGACAAUCUUGGAAGAGCUCUUUGUUGUUCCUCAGCCAUGGCAUGUGGAGAGUGUGGCUCGUCUGUUGGUGCUGUGUGGCAGCAAGCUCUGCUACAGUGUUCUGGCCAGCAAGGCCAUCAAUGGACAACUCCCUGAGAUCUGCAGACUCAUCGUGUUCAUCAUACUGGUGUGUGAGAAGGACGGCUAUCACAUGUCCUGGGCGGUGAAGUUGGUGCAGCAGAUCUGCAAGGUCUUCAGCACGGCUCCUGAAAGGUUCAGCUUCAUCCACCACCUGGAGAACAUGUUUGCAGAGGUCACCCGGGAGUUUUUUGAGUCCUCUGUGACAGGGAACCCUCUUGAGAACAGGGAGACUUUCCAAACCCUGUGUAUCCUCCUGGACUCCAGCGCUCGCUUCCACACCAAAUUCCUCCACAUGUUCCUCAUACAGGGAUGAUGCAGAUCAAAAGUGACCAGAGGAAGCGUUGGGGAAGAGACAAACAUCGGUAAUUCACAAAAGAAGUGAAUAAGAGUGAGUGAUGGACCUUUAUGACAGUAAGACUUGAACAUGGGCAGUGUUAUAAUGAAUGUUCAGAGAACUCUA
Molecule: messenger RNA, 1579 nt
Organism: Epinephelus fuscoguttatus (brown-marbled grouper)
Lineage: Eukaryota; Metazoa; Chordata; Actinopteri; Perciformes; Serranidae
Product: F-box only protein 47-like
Exons: 11
Coding region: 92-1432 (446 amino acids)
Molecular function (GO): protein binding
Source: RefSeq, a predicted model, not a curated record